Molecule: messenger RNA, 1098 nt
Organism: Colletotrichum costaricense
Lineage: Eukaryota; Fungi; Ascomycota; Sordariomycetes; Glomerellales; Glomerellaceae
Exons: 2
Coding region: 1-1098 (365 amino acids)
Source: RefSeq, a predicted model, not a curated record
AUGGCCUCAAAUAUCCACCUCCCAGAACCCAAGGUCGAAGCGGCGCAACCUGAAGCAGCAAUGUGUCACGUCGACGCGGCAAAACUCAAGGAAGAACAAACUCACUCGACAGGCCCGCCAGUCCGGACUUUUCCUUUCGGACAGCUCUCUUAUGACCUUCAAUACGAAGUGCUCCGCUUCUGCGACUACCCUACUGCAACUCUUCUAACAUCCACAAACCGACAUUUCUACGAGGCACUUCAUCCAAAGAUAGAAUAUGCGAUUCCCGCAUCCGAACGACUGGAAGUAAUUCAAAGAGUUGACCGAGAUCAUCGAAACGAGCAGCGGGCACACACGCAAACGUUCCGGAAAUCGCGCCGCUGUUGGACCUGCGCCAUCGAGAACAACUACUAUGCCGACCUAGAGCCUGUCAAAAAGGAUAGAGUCUCGUAUUUCCCUUGUCAUGGCUGUGGAUUUCUUGGUACAGAGUUCAAUAGGUGUCGGGGCAAUCGCGCAUCAGGCAUUAUCGUCAACAGACAGUGCCACAAAGACAAGGAAUUCUCGCCUUUGGAACUUCUUUCUGGGGAGAUUCUCCGACUAAUUAUCGGCCAAUUGGAUUAUCUCGACGCCAUCCACCUACGCAUCGCCAGCUGCUCGAUGAUGCAUCAAGUCAAGCUUGACUGGGUAGCCAUUCACAGACGCUUUACCUUUGUCUUCGCGAGAGAAGCGCCUCUGGUUGAGCUGGUAUACAGAGAAAUAUUCGAAAGUGUAGAUGAAAGUCUCGGCCCGGAGUCGAGAGAGAUGCUAGGGAAGACAUACACGUACCCAUGUUACAGCUGUUUCAAGGUCAAACCUGCUGCCAAGUUCCUUGACAAGACUCUACAGUUCAUAGGGGAAGAGCCAGAUCGUUUCUGGCGGCGCCGGUGUCGCCAUUGUUGCACGAUUGCGGCUGGUGAGCCCGAGAUUUUGGAUGAGUGGUACAGGCGUCAUCUCUGCUCCGACUGCGGGUUGAUGAAAGCCAAGGGGGAAGCUUGCCUCGGUUGCUUGAAGACCUCCGGUGCUCGCGAAAGCAUGCACGCAAUCACCAAGAUGAGUCGGAGUUCGAAUGACAAACGGUAG